Messenger RNA from Amphiprion ocellaris (clown anemonefish), 2464 nucleotides. RefSeq names its product growth arrest-specific 1a (gene gas1a). The transcript has a single exon. The record is from RefSeq and is a predicted model, not a curated record. Bases 549 to 1325 code for a protein of 258 amino acids. Gene Ontology annotation, biological process: regulation of cell cycle. NCBI's taxonomy places the organism in Eukaryota, Metazoa, Chordata, Actinopteri, Pomacentridae.
ACUAAUGCUCAAAGGGGAGAGAGUAGAGGACCACUUUGCGACCCACAAGGGUUGUUGUUUUCCUCAUGCACUAUUUGUUUGCGCUCCUGUGCGCACAAGGACUGCUUAAUGACCCAGCGCGGUCCUCACUGCGGCUCUCGGGACUCGUCCGGCUUCGCUCUUUGACGGAGAGAGAAAACGCAUCGGGGACUCGCUGAAAGUGGAGGUUUUAUGAACUCUGCGAUGGAAUGAAACUCUCUCGCACUUGCGGAGAAGUUUACUUUAGGUGCGUCUUUUGAGUUUCUAUUUUAGUUCCCACUCCCAAUCAUGUACGGAUAACGGGAGGUCCACCCGAGAAUCCGGCUCAAAUGGAUCAGCACUGACGGGUUUAUGGAGCCGGGAUUACACAGCGCAGUGCCAGCCUGUUGAACGCCCACACACGGGCCUAUCACACACCAUCUGCCUCGGAAUAAAUUACACUCUCCGGCGAAGACGCUCUCCAUGGAAGCGCUGCACAAGUUUCACAUAUGACACUGCUCUGAGUUUCUCCGCGUCCUUCAGCCAUAACAAUGGCAAACUCUGGCGCAUUUCUACAGCGCGUCUGCAGAUCCGUUUGGCCUCUCGGCUGUGUGCUUUUCCUUUCUGGCUGCUUCUCCCUGGCGUCGCCAUCCCACGGUCGGCGGCUGAUCUGCUGGCAAGCCAUCAUGAACUGCCAAGCCGAGCCGGAGUGCAAUUACGCGUACGAGCACUACCACCGUGCGUGCGGCCCGGUGCUGAACGGGGAGAGGAAGAAGUGUCCGAGCCACUGCAUCUCGUCGCUCGUCCAGCUCAACCUGACGAAGAACGGCCCGGCGCUGGAGGACUGCAGCUGCGGCCACGACUCGAUAUGCGCAAACACCAAGCGGGCCAUCGAGCCCUGCCUGCCCAGGACUACCAGCGCCGGCUGCACGGAAGCCCGGCACCAGUGCGAGAGGGACCCGCAGUGCAGCUCCGCCAUGCACGACUAUUUGAACCACUGCGGGAAACUUUUCAGCGGAGCGGUGUGCACGAACGCAUGCCAGAAUGUGAUCGCGAAUAUGCGUAAAAUACCCAAGGGUCAGCAGCUGGACACUUGCCUGUGCGACGGCACGGAGAGAGCCAUCUGCGAGUUCGUCAAGAGCAGAAUGAAGGCGCUGUGCUUCGACUACCCGGAUAGGUACGAGGCCAGCGGCUCCGACGAAGAGCUCGACGACGACCUGCCGGAUCCGCGCGAUCCAGAGGAACUGGAAAGCGGAGCCGCUCUCCAAAAUGCGCACCGUGUUUUGACCCUGCUGGCAUCCAUUUUGGCUCUGUUACCCCUCUUUUAAUCCCCGUGCUUCAUAAACUGCCCCAACUAUUGUCCGGAUAAAAGUCAACCAAAACUUUUGUCACUCAUUGACCUGCUCCUAUUGUGAACGGUUCGAGCCUCAAAGACUUAAAAAGGAAAAAAAGGGCGUUUUGGCGCACGCAGGCCUUUGAAGGAUAUCAAAUGGGGGAUACUUCUAUGCAAAUGAAACUGUCUUAUCAAACCACUCCAGCGGCUCUGCAGAUGCUCUGCUUAGGCGAUAAGCUAAUUAAGGAUUUGUCUCCUUUCUCUGCCACAGGUUCUGAUAGCAAAGGUGUCCUGACAGAGACUCAGCUUUGGCUUGUUUUGUUAACAAUGCAGCGUUUAAUCUGUAUAAUCAGUAUAUGCUGUGCACUGCCAGUCUUUGUUUUUCUAAAAGUAUGAACUAUUUUUGUAUGACAGGCCUUUUGCCACUUGGCACCAGGCUAUCUGAUUUACAAGUAUUUAAUGUUGGAAUCCAUGAACUUGUAAAUAGAUUUAGGAGUUAAAAUGAACCAGUAAUUUAUUACAUGCCACCCUAGUUACAUCCAAAUCGUCUCCUUGUGAAUAAAAACUGAGAAUUCCAGCUUUAAAGGGAAGUUAUUUUGUCUGAAGAUAGUGUACAUUCAUUGUAUAUAUGUGUAUAGCCUAUAUAGAUUUUUUUUCAGAGAAUCUUCUAUGUUUUAGGCUAUGAGAUGAUUUAUUCACUGUGUAUAGCCUAGAAAAAGAAAAUGUCUAAAUCCACUGUAUGAUUGCCUUAAUGAUAUACCUUUUGUAGAAGGCAUAAAGGAAAACUUGAAGAUAUCAUUCUCGACUGUGAGUUAUUUGUUGAUUUUGCCACAUUGCUUCCUUGACAGUGUUGUGCCUUAAUUCAGAGUCUUUAUAACACGUUUUGUUGCUCAGGCAGUUUGGGCCUGUUGUUAUUCUGAUUUAGGCUAAAAACUAAAUGUCGGUUUAGUUAUCACAAGCCAAUAAACUGGCAUAAGAGCAAAAAAAUCUGUUAUAAAGACAGAAAAGCAUCAGUUUGUGCUCCUUUUUAAAAAAAAAACAAACUAUUUCUCACAUGACCCUUUGAAGUUGCAUCAGUUUGGAGUAACUCGCUUUAUGCCUGCCAUUCCGUUAAUAAAAGUAAUGUCAAUCUGA